GAGCUGCUGGAUUCCAGGCUAAGGGCCUUGAAGAAAGUACUGGAAGACUAUGAAGCGUUCAGGUCAACAGAAGAGACGGAGAGCAAGGAACUUCUAACAGAAGCAGAUGGCAGCAGAGAAAGAGAAGGUAGGGGCAGAGUUCCAGGCACUGCGGGCCUUCCUGGUGGAGCAGGAGGGUCGGCUUCUAAGCCGACUGGAGGUGCUGUCCCGGGAAGUGACACAGAAGCAGAAUGAGAACCUGGCCCAGCUGGAGGGUGAGAUCACUCAGCUGUCCAAACUCAGCAGCCAGAUCCAGGAGACAGCCCAGAAGCCGGACUUAGACUUCCUCCAGGAGUUCAAAAGCACGCUAAGCAAGUGCAGCAGCAUGCCUGCCUCCAAGCCAACCACAGUCUCAUCUGAGAUGAAGAAUAAAGUGUGGAAUGUUUCCCUCAAGAGUUUCGUCUUAAAAGGAUUGCUGAAGAAGUUCAAAGAGGAUCUCCAGGGAGAGCUGGAGAAAGAAGAAAAAGUGGAACUCACUUUGGACCCGGACACGGCCAACCCCCGACUCAUCUUGUCCCUGGAUCUAAAGAGCGUACGUCUAGGACAGCGCGCCCAGGACUUGCCUAACCAUCCUCGUCGCUUCGAUACCAACACCCGCGUUCUGGCGUCCUGUGGUUUCUCCUCUGGGCGACAUCACUGGGAGGUGGAAGUGGGUUCCAAGGACGGCUGGGCCUUCGGUGUGGCCCGCGAGAGCGUGCGUCGCAAGGGUCUCACGCCCUUCACCCCCGAGGAGGGCGUCUGGGCAAUGCAACUCAACAAUGGGCAAUACUGGGCGGUGACCAGCCCUGAGAGGACGCAGCUCAACUGUGGGCAACUGUCGCGGGUGAGGGUGGCGCUGGACCUUGAGGUGGGAGCUGUGUCCUUCUAUGCAGUGGAGGACAUGCGCCACCUCUACACCUUCCGCGUCAACUUCCAGGAGCGGGUGUUCCCCCUUUUCUCUGUUUGCUCUACUGGCACCUACUUGAGAAUCUGGCCUUGAAGAGCUCUGUCCUGGGGGCGGGUGGGGGUGGGGGGACAGGGCACAGGUGAACUCUCCUCCGUGAGACCGAGAUACUUUAUCUUGGACCUUCCUUCACACUCCUACUUCAGCUGCCCAAGAAGGCUGUCACACAGCACAACAUAGGCACUGAAAACCGACUGAGCAAAGAGGCGCAAAGGGUAACUAAUGGCACAGCGAAGAGAUGCCUUGGACCCUUGGCGCCUGCUGGCUCCCGUAAUGUUCCUGCAAAUUGCGUCUGAACUCCACAGGAGAGGGGUCGCUCACUGGCAUAAAAGCCCAGCUUUAAGCAAGGGUGCUUCCUAUCACAAGGGCUUACUUACUGCCUUGAUUCUGAAGGGUCCCUGUUUACACAGAACAAUGUCAAAGACUGGUACCCUUGGGAAGGGUGUGGUUUGGCCUUUGGGCCCAUCAUGUAUUACUUUACAUUUGCGACAGCUGCAGGCUCUGCUCUGCCUGGAGAGGUCAUUGAGUCCUCCGGAUCCAGCUGGCCUGGCUGGGUUGUUUAUUCAGGGAGGAGCAUUGUGGCUUCCCAAUUAGAGGCCAGUCUGGCUGGGAUCUGAACGGAGACUCAUGACCUACGGAAGAGGCCAGAACUGCAGUAUACACAUAGGAGCACACCGCUGUUCUCCAGAACUCUUUAUAUGCACCCUUUACCGCACUGACUGCCAAUGUGUGGUCACAGAUGCCUCAAGCCUCACAUUUUCCUUCGAGUAAGGAAAUCAGAGGUUUUGGAACUGUGAAACACAAGUUGAUACUUAGGAGUUUACAGAUGCAGCUAGCACCAGUGUAGAGCUGCACACAGCACAAGCCCAGUCUUGACAAACCCCUUCUGGAACUUUCUAUAUCUAUGCAAACACCAGAAUAUCCUGGUGGCAAGGAUUGCUGGACAUCUGCCCUGGAGAGGCAGGCCAACCUCCUUAGCCUCUUGACUGGCUAUUGUUCCAUAGCAUUUACAAAGCUGGACAAAGAAGGGCAGGAGUGGGCUGUUCCCUGCUUAGUUCUCUGCUUGGAAGUGGGAGACGAGGUGGAAAUAUAGAUUAAAAGCACAUUUCUAGGGG
Arvicanthis niloticus (Nile rat) is the source of this 2097-nucleotide messenger RNA. NCBI's taxonomy places the organism in Eukaryota, Metazoa, Chordata, Mammalia, Rodentia, Muridae. The record is from RefSeq and is a predicted model, not a curated record.